AUAAUUUUCCUCUACCAUGAUAUACUGAUAUAAGCCGUUUAUUUUCUAGUCUAGUGAUAGCUGGUAUAAACCGCUUUUUUCUCAGUGAAAGGUACCCAAUAUUUACUUUUUGUUACCUAUAUUACUACGGCGCAUAUAUUAUUAUUAUUUAUUGGUUAGUACUUCGUAAACUUUAAAGCACUGGUGGCUGCCGGCUGGUGCAAAUGGUGCAUUGGCCAUUGGUACCAACAGCUGGCUACAACGGCGGUAUAAUUCACUAUUAAAUACUACAAAAUAUUUAUUUUUUUCAAUUGCUCAUAACUAGAGUCGUAACUCAGAACUCACCAGCCUGUUGCCGCCUGUCUGAGACCUGAGUGCAUGUCCGGCGUAAACCAUAUUUUUCCAAUUGAAAUUAUUACGGACCGUAUGAAGUGAGAACAGGCUGUGCAUAAUAUUUUCACACAUUCUUCAACCCGUAACUCGAUGCGAUGGCUACCACAAGCAACGAGUCAGAUUCUACGCAAAAGAACACAGGUAAUGAAGAAAAUGAUGGCAAAGAUGAUCAGAAUAACAUGUUUGAGUGUAACAUAUGCUUGGAGAAUGCAAAAGAUGCGGUUGUCAGUGUCUGUGGCCAUUUAUUUUGCUGGCCAUGCUUGCAUCAAUGGUUAGAAACUCGAACAGGUCGUCAAGUAUGCCCUGUAUGUAAAGCUGUUAUAAAUAAAGAUAAAGUAAUACCAAUUUAUGGACGUGGAAAUUCCAAACAAGAAGAUCCUAGAAAUAAAGUGCCACCUAGGCCUGCUGGUCAAAGAACUGAACCGGAUGCUAAUUCUGGUUUCCCUGGUUUUACCUUUGGAGAUGGCGGUUUCCAUUUGUCGUUUGGAAUAGGAGCAUUUCCUUUUGGAUUCUUAACAUCAUUUAAUUUUACUGAUCGUCCUCGUGGAAUUCCAGUUGGUAGUCAACUACAACAAGAUGAUCAAUACUUAUCAAAACUUUUCUUAUGGAUUGCAGUAAUAUUUAUUAUUUGGCUUUUGUUAGCAUGAUUUACUCGAUGAGUACAUUCUUUUUUAUUAUUAUUAUUAUUAUUAUUAUUCUAUCAUUCAAUGAACUACUAUAGUAAGCACUCCACGAGGGCUUCUUUUUAUAUAUUAAUUUAAUUUGCUAUUUUAUCCUAAUCUGUUGACUGUAUAAGUUUCAAAAUAUAUACUUAAAUUUGUAUUGUUUGGAGUUUAGUCUGGAAUCUUAACUGUUAUUGUUAGUUAUAUUAUUUUUUAUGAUAUAAAAACUUUAAAUGUAGUUUAAUAUAAUAAUUUUAACGGUUUGACGAUUAUAUUGCCUAUGAUUUCAUCAAGAAUAUUUUCAAAACCAGCAAUAAUUUGAACAGUUUUGUCUUUUGAGUUUUAAACUACUAAAUUUUCAAAUAUUAAUUUGUAUAUUGUAUUAUGUUGUAAUAUUAUUGAAACAAUUAUUUUAAAUGUCACAAUUUAAUUGUGUGUUUAUGAAUAUUGUAUUAUUAAUAGUUACCUAUGGUUUAUUUGUGACAUGAUGGUUUUGUUUUGACUUAAUUAAAAUAUAAUAAGUCUUUAUGAUUAA
Messenger RNA from Metopolophium dirhodum (rose-grain aphid), 1569 nucleotides. Its product is annotated as E3 ubiquitin-protein ligase RNF185-like. The coding region runs from base 468 to 1019 and encodes 183 amino acids. Lineage: Eukaryota; Metazoa; Arthropoda; Insecta; Hemiptera; Aphididae. Gene Ontology annotation, biological process: ubiquitin-dependent protein catabolic process. The record is from RefSeq and is a predicted model, not a curated record. Gene Ontology annotation, molecular function: metal ion binding; ubiquitin protein ligase activity; ubiquitin-like protein conjugating enzyme binding. The transcript has 6 exons. Gene Ontology annotation, cellular component: endoplasmic reticulum.